GUAAAUUUGAACCUAACGAACUAGUCGAGUGAAUAGUCCUCCAAUGUUCAUUUGAUGAAAUGUUCAUUGCAAGGUCACCGGGUUGCUCAACUUCGACCGACGGUUGAAUUGAAGAGGAAACCUCAGUGUAUGCAAUCGGCCGUAUCGACCUGUAUCCAACUCUAUGAUGAAUUCUGCUUUUUUUCCUUCUGCCCCUCCACAAUCUGAUAUUGCUCACCAUCCAGCCUUUUCGCACCGCUUACCACCCUUAAAUCAAUUGAACCGGUGAAUCCGAGCCUGCACGGUGUCACAAGAGGUUCCUGAAACCCCACACUUACUAUAACCGACAUCACGCUCAUUGUCCGCGGGCCAGACCGACUUGGACGCUUCCAUUUGGACCAACAUGAGUGAUCAAACCUCCUCCUCGGGUCCUGUGACCAUCGUGGUCGAGCAUCUGGACCCCGAAUUGGGCGCUUGGUCCGCUCUGGAGUAUGGCUGCAUUGCCCGUGAAGCGCAUGCCUCGGGGAGUAGAUUUCUGCUCAGCUCCGUGCCCACCUCCCUGCAGAUGCCGGAGGAUCUGGCGGCCACCCCAGGCCUCAACGUCGAGCACCGCAGUGUGGAGGAGAUUUUUGCGGACCGCAAGUCUCGGGUCUGCCUGUUGGACCCUUCCGCCAAGGUUGAGUUGAGCCCCGCUGAUGCAGAGACGUUCGAUGUCUUCCUCUUCGGCGGUAUCCUGGGCGAUGACCCACCUCGCGAUCGCACCUCGGAGUUGAGAAAGAAGGGCUAUGCUGGCCGUAGACUAGGGCCUGUGCAAAUGACCACGGAUACAGCUGUGCGCGUCACUCGCCUAGUUGUGCACGAUAAGAUUCCAUUGGAGGAGAUCAAAUACGUUGACCACCCCGAGAUCCUUAUCAACGAGCACGAACGGACCGAGAUGCCCUUCCGCUAUGUUGUGGACAAGGAUGGACAGCCCAUCAUGCCUCCGGGCAUGGUGGACUUGAUCAAGAAAGACGCCGACCAGGUCCCCGAAAUGUUCCCCUUAUCGUCCCGCGGGGGCAUCUCCCUCACCAAGAUGUCGACAUGGGCACUGUCGACGCUCCUUCUACUGAGUCCCGCCAUUGUCUCGGCCAAGUCGGCGGCUGACUACUAUAUCCAUUCUCUUCCGGGUGCACCGGACGGCCCGCUGCUGAAAAUGCACGCUGGGCACGUUGAGGUUGACGCCCAGAGUAAUGGACAUCUCUUCUUCUGGCACUAUCAGAAUCGGCACAUCGCCAAUCGCCAACGCACCGUGGUGUGGCUGAAUGGCGGGCCUGGGUGUUCCUCGAUGGACGGAGCGCUGAUGGAGAUUGGCCCGUAUCGACUGAAGGACAACCACACCCUCGAAUACAAUGAGGGCUCCUGGGACGAGUUCGCCAAUCUGCUUUUUGUCGAUAACCCGGUUGGAACGGGCUUCAGCUACGUCAACACUGACAGCUAUAUUCAUGAGCUCGACACGAUGGCGGCGCAGUUUGUGGUGUUCUUGGAGGAGUGGUUCAAGCUCUUUCCGGAGUACGAGAGCGAUGAUAUCUACCUUGCGGGCGAGUCCUACGCCGGACAACAUAUCCCCUAUAUCGCGAAGGCCAUGCAAGAACGGAACAAGAACGUCUCCAACUCCAACACCGCGCAGUGGCAGCUAAAGGGUCUUCUUAUCGGCAACGGGUGGAUCGCCCCCGAGGAACAGUAUAUGUCCUACUUGCCGUUCGCCUACGAAGAGGGGCUUAUCGAGGAAGGCAGCUCGGCGGCCAAGGAACUCGAAGUGCUGCAGUCCGUCUGCCAGUCACGAUUGGAAGCGGGCAAGAACAGAAUCCACGUCAACGACUGCGAGAAGAUUCUGAAUGGCAUUUUGGAUAAGACGAUUGUUAACAACCAGUGCUACAACAUGUAUGACAUCCGUUUGCGCGACAGCUUGGACGCCUGCGGAAUGAAUUGGCCGACGGACUUGGUGGAUGUGAAGCCCUAUCUACAGCGGGAGGACGUGGUGGCAGCUCUGCACAUCGACCCGGCGAAGAAGUCAGGCUGGACCGAGUGUUCCGGCGCGGUCAGCAGCAACUUCAACCCUCAGAGAUCCGUGCCAUCUGUCCGACUCCUGCCCGAGCUCCUGGAAUCCGGCGUGGAGAUUCUCCUGUUUAGCGGCGAGAAGGACUUAAUCUGCAACCACGUCGGCACCGAGCAAUUGAUCAACAACCUGAAAUGGGGCGGCGGUACGGGGUUCGAAACCUCGCCGGGUGUGUGGGCGCCCCGACAUGACUGGACCUUCGAGGGCGAGCCGACGGGCAUCUAUCAAUAUGCGCGCAACCUGACCUACGUGCUGAUCUACAACUCCAGCCACAUGGUGCCGUACGACCUGCCCCGGCAGACGCGGGACAUGCUGGACCGGUUCAUGAACGUGGACAUCGCCAGCAUCGGCGGCAACCCGACGGAUUCGCGCAUCGACGGCGAGAAGCUGCCGCAGACCUCGGUGGGCGGCCACCCCAACAGCACCGCGGCCGAGGAGCAGGAGAAGCAGCGCCUCAAGGAGACGGAGUGGAAGGCGUACGCCAAAUCCGGCGAGGCCGUCCUCGUGGUGGUGAUCAUCGGGGUGAUCGUGUGGGGGUUCUUCAUCUGGCGCAGCCGCCAGCGACAUCACGGCUACCGGGGCGUGAUGCAGAAGAACAUGAGCAGCAGCAGCUCGGUGCUGGAGCGGUUCCAGAACAAGCGCACGGGCGGCGAUGUCGAGGCGGGCGACUUUGACGAGUCGGAGUUAGAUGACCUGCACUCGCCAGGUCUGGACCGGGAGCAUUAUUCGGUGGGCGAGGACAGUGACGAGGAGGAGCGGGGCGAACAUGGCCAGCAAUCGGCGGCGCGGGGAGGUGAUCAUUUAUGAUUCCUUGUUACUUGAUUGAACCUUUUUAGUGUUUGUUUCAAAACUGAUCAUGGGUUCUUUGUGGACACACUGGAGUUUAUGUAUUGGAGCUUAGAAUUGUUCUUUCGUGCUUUUGCGGUGGGCUGUAUAGCUGGGAGGAUGAAUGCUCUCAGCAGAGACAUUUCUCUAUAUCGAAAGUCUAUAACUAAAACCUAUAACACAUGC
This is a messenger RNA of Aspergillus aculeatinus CBS 121060, 3085 nucleotides long. RefSeq names its product serine-type carboxypeptidase kexA (gene kexA). Bases 383 to 2881 code for a protein of 832 amino acids. Gene Ontology annotation, biological process: peptidyl-arginine methylation; proteolysis. Gene Ontology annotation, molecular function: serine-type carboxypeptidase activity; protein-arginine omega-N monomethyltransferase activity. The transcript is spliced from 9 exons. NCBI's taxonomy places the organism in Eukaryota, Fungi, Ascomycota, Eurotiomycetes, Eurotiales, Aspergillaceae. The record is from RefSeq and is a predicted model, not a curated record.